GAGGGGCGGCCUGGAGAGGGUCCGCUGUUCGCGAGGCGGUGGAUGCGCGAGCGGCAGCGAGAGCUUCCUCAGAGGGCGGCGUCCAGUCUCUGCGGGAAGCUGAAGUGAAAGGAUCCGGGGAAGAGGCCCCCGCAUCCAUGGACACGAUGACCAAAAGCCGGUUCUUCCGCCUGUGGCUGGUCUUGGGGUCCGUCUUCAUGAUCCUCCUGAUCAUCGUGUACUGGGACAACAUGGGCACCGCCCACUUCUACCUGCACGCUUCCCUCUCCAGGCCUCAUAUCCUGGAGCGCUUCCCCAGCGCCAAGCCAGGGGACGAGAAGUAUUUCACCGCCAGCAUUGAGGAGAUGUUGGAGAAGCUGCUCAGUGCUCAUGCGAAGCAGAACAGCCUCCUGGGUAAAAAGGCGGAGCAGCCCUCCCCGCCGGCCUCCAGCAGGCCUGUGCUCAGCAACAUGGAAGAGAGUGUGAGGGGCUACGACUGGUCGAUGCCCGCAGUGAUAGAAGUCCUACUUCCUCAGAGGGCGGCGUCCAGUCUCUGCGGGAAGCUGAAGUGA
This is a messenger RNA of Physeter macrocephalus (sperm whale), 551 nucleotides long. RefSeq names its product carbohydrate sulfotransferase 12-like. The record is from RefSeq and is a predicted model, not a curated record. The coding region runs from base 138 to 551 and encodes 137 amino acids. Lineage: Eukaryota; Metazoa; Chordata; Mammalia; Artiodactyla; Physeteridae. The transcript is spliced from 3 exons.